This is a messenger RNA of Oreochromis aureus, 7688 nucleotides long. RefSeq names its product lysine (K)-specific demethylase 6B, b (gene kdm6bb). The coding region runs from base 821 to 5908 and encodes 1695 amino acids. The record is from RefSeq and is a predicted model, not a curated record. The transcript has 21 exons. Gene Ontology annotation, cellular component: MLL3/4 complex. Gene Ontology annotation, biological process: regulation of gene expression; heart development. Gene Ontology annotation, molecular function: chromatin DNA binding; RNA polymerase II cis-regulatory region sequence-specific DNA binding; histone H3K27me2/H3K27me3 demethylase activity. NCBI's taxonomy places the organism in Eukaryota, Metazoa, Chordata, Actinopteri, Cichliformes, Cichlidae.
AUGGAUGGGUCUGCUGCGAGAGCGAGAACCAGCAUCGGAUAGUGGAGUGGAAACAGGAAGAGGAGGAGAAGAGGGAAGAAAGGAGAGGAUCGUGCGAGAGACGAGGUGGCCAGGAGUUGAAAGGGAGGAAAAAAGGGGAACAGAGGGGCGUGCGGACGAGAGAGAACCAAAACAAAAACAACAAAAAAUAGAAGCUAGCCAAGGAUGAGGAUGUCUAUUUAGAGGGAUCCAAGACUCCGCGGGUCUGCUGUCUUUCUAUUCCUGCCUGACAGCAUCAUCUAAUUUGGACCAGAAAGUCCCCACUCCCACUCACCCCCAACUCCACCAACAACGCAGUUCUCUCUGCAUUUACUUUGAAGACUGCUUUUUUUGCUCUCAGGUGUGAAGUGGAGGGCCUCCAAAACACAGACCAAGACUGGCUGCAUGUAUCACCCAGCAGAGCUCUACUCUGGCCGUAACACAUGGGACUCCUACUCAGUUGGAGGACCUAACAAAGGACAAUGGGCUCCUGUAAAUGCUCGCCCCUGGAGCCACACACAGAGGCUGCAAGAAGGGCGCAAACAGCCAUAUCAUUCUCUGUCAAGUCGUAUUUAUAGCAGGUAAGUAUUUAUCAUUUAUACUACACUUAAAAGGCUUUCGUGUUGACCAGCUUUCAGAGUUAUGUGCUGUGAUUUAUUUGUUACUGAAACUGCUUUUGUCAGUGUCAUCUUCUCUAAGCUGGCUUCACUCGUAUUGAGAAACCGAACAGUACAACUCUUGAUGCCCUCGUGGAUAUGAGUAUUGACCGGAAAAGUUUCUGUUGUACUGUGGUGUAAUUACCAUGAAUGCCUGUCCACAGUGUGGUCCUGAGUUUAGUUGUUUUCACAACAGGGGUGACAGAACAAUCAACCAUGUCCCGGACAAAGGUAUCUCAAAGGGGCAUAGCCAGCUGCUGCGAAUUUGGGAUGGUAAAGAGCUGCAGUUUGAGGUCCAGAACUGGCAUCACAACUCCAUUCGUUCGUUCCACAUCCGAGAUGGCACCAACAAUGGUUAUCUGCCAGGACCAGAGGAACGCUACGCAAACUGGCAAAACAAUAACGGGGGCCCUCGCCUGCAUCGCAACAACAGGGAGCUUCAGGGAACCGCGCCAGAGAGAUGGGCCCACUCAGACCCCCGCAGGAGUUUCCCGGACAGGAUGGUGAACAACAGAACAGGACCAUGGAAACGGCCAGCCCUCCACCAGCGACGGGAGCAAGCGCAUCACCACAGUCCACCCCCGGAGCACCCAUUAACCCCCCGGGAUGAGUGUCCAGCUAAGAGGAGAAGAGACUCGGGACCUGAUCAGGCUUGUCAUACUGGAUCCAGGCACUUACCUUUACUUGCCCAUGCCCCAUCAUCACCUCACCAACAGCGCUCCAACCAGGAUGAUUGGAAGCCUCCAAGUGACAGGGCGGGUCCAUGCCACCACUCUGAACACAGGACCUCAACAACACAGCAACAGGAAACCUCUAAACUGCGAGCUGGGAGACACGGCUUCAGUGACCCAGUGCCGUCCAACCAGAGCUGCGGCAGGAGGCCACCGCAUUAUGGAAGCAGAGGGAAGGUCGAACGGAAAAUCUCAUCUUCACCAGCAGACCACACCCGUGUGCCUUACAGCCACCAACACCAUCACUAUAACCAUCAACGGCACACAGGCCAGCCUAGAGCACCUCAGCACAACGCCCCACUCCACCCUCUGGAGGAUAAGGACUCUUGGAACCAUCAUCACAAACAAAGCACAGAGAAUCAGCGCAUUCAUCAACGAACAAAUUCAAGGGACCCCUCCCUCUCCAAAUCUGGUGUAGACUCUCCUCAGUACUCAUCUGUCCUCUGUGGUCCGAACAAUGGAGGUUCUACUUCCAGCAGUACAGGUGCUCCUUCCAGUCCUUCUUCAGACAAAAUGCUCAAUGGCAGAAAAGAUUCACCAGUCAUUCAGCAGCGUUGUCCCAGCCUCAGUGGGCAGCUAAAGCUCCAAGAAAGUCCCAGUGUCAUUCCGAGACCCAGUCGGGCAUCAAGUGCAUCUCCGACACCCCGUGCUGGUUCAAAAUCUAGGCUUUCAGACCUCAAGUACAGGAAGACCUCACAGCUCCUCUGCUCACGGCAGUCUCCCCACGAUAGAUCAAGAGUGGACAAGCCUGAGAGGGAGUUAGAAGAUAAAAAGUCUGAAUCCAAACAAAAGUAUAAGCUGCUGAAAAAGGAGAAGAAGGGUGACGUUCUGAAGAUGGGCAGAAAGGGUGAGGACAGAAAAAGGCGGAAGAAAAAAGAGGAGAAAAGGUUGGCCGAGAAGAAAAAGAAACGCGAUAAAGCAUCUAAGAAGGAACGAAAAUUAGCCCUCAAAAUGAAAGUUACAGAACAGGAAAUGUUUUCUUCCGUCUCUGCUUCCACCUUUCUAAGUGAGGCCAAGAUAAGUAAAAUGGAGACUUUGAACGGAGAGAAUCAGGCCCAGUCACCACCCAAACACAAGCACAGGGACAGGAGUGAAAAAGGAGAGAAGACUACGCAUAGGUCAUCCACAAAUACCCUUCAUCCCAGGCCCACUUUACAGCAGUCAUCCUCAAAGUCUGAAAAUCACAAAAUGCUCAAAAAGAGCAGCAGUGCCCCAGAAACCCCUCUUCCUAAGAAAACCAGCCACCACCAGGCCAGCAAGCGUUCCACCAUCGUCUCAACCCAACUGGAAGGUGAGCCAAAAGCAAAGCCAGAUGACACACUCCCUUCCCUCUUAUUUAAAGCCUUAGCGCCUCUCAGUACAGUGUGCUCGGCUGGCUUAGAGCAGCAAGGCGGGCAGGGAGGAGUUCUCAACGCUCCAGACCUUCAGCCCGUGGCUGUGAUGGGAAAUUUAAGGGAAACGGGAGACAACCUUGCCAACACACCUCCUGUGCUUAGCUGGCAGGGAUCUCCAGUAUCAGAUCUUGGAGAUGAUGAGGAGGAGCUAGAGAAAGGUGUACUAAGCAGACCUGUCCUCCAGCUCAGCCCCACUCAGUGUCUUUCACCCCCUCCUGUAGAGAGUGAAAGCAUUGAUAAUAUGAAUGCAGAAGAUUAUUCCCACAGCAGCAUGUCUGAAUUCUCCGAUCUACCUUGUUCAAUUGAACAAGUUUCGGAGGAAGAAAAGGAAGUGAUGAUGGACAGCAGAGGGAAGCUGUCUGGCUCUCCCUUUCAUGAGUUUCAUAACGACGACACAGGUUUUGAUGAUGUCUUUGAGAGCCUGGCCACCUUGCUUGCCAGCCAGAGGGUCGCGUGCCGAGGUGGUCCAUUCGGCGGUCCUCCUGCUAGUGAUGCAAAUGGAGUAAAGUACUCUUCCUCUCUUGAACUGGGCCCAGAUAUCCACUGCCCCGAGAAUCAGGACUUCUUCCCUACAUCAUAUCCCACAGAAUCCUCCGAACCCAGUAAUCAAUCACCAGUUCACAUUACCACAGACACACUUGAAGAAUUCCACAGUCUGGCAGAUGUGAGUAAGCCAGCCACCAGCUCAAUGGUGCAGGAAAAAGAGGAGGAAAAUGAGAGUGAUGUACAAGGUGCGAUGAAACAAGACGGCAAGGAUGCAGCAAUCACGAUGGAGAGGAAGGAGACUCUUUUGGAUGGGUCAUUGAGUGCAGAGCUGACUCUGACCACAACACAUACAGUAAUGAAGAUGGUAAAGAAAGCUCCCUCUACCAAGGAAAAAAGUGGAAACGGCACAAAGACAGAACGUGCAGGCAAAGAGAAAAAGAGAAAACAAAAGGUAAAGGAUGGGAAAGGAGAGGGAGCGAUCAAGAUUAAGAUAAAGAGAGAAGAAAAUAAGGUCAUCAGCUGUAAAAUUAAAACAAGUAGAGUACCUGAUGUUAAAGACACCGACGCUUCAUCUUCAGUGCCAGUUAUUUCAUACUCAGCCAGACCGGUCAAAGACAGCAUGAAGGGCCAGACUCCUCAGGAAAAUCAAACCCCAAAUGGCAAAAAUAUCGAAAGACAGAAAAUGGACACUGGGAAUUCAAAUGCAACAACAGAUGAGAAGAAAGGGUUAAAUAAUGAGACUGCCUGUGUAGUCGGAAUUACAGACAUCACCACCUCAAAUUCAGCAUCAGCUGUAUCAACAAGUCCAUCCAAAUUAGAUCGUCCUACACCAGCAAGUAAAGUGGACCCACUGAAACUGAAAGCGCUGUCCAUGGGCUUGUCUAAGGAGCUGAAGAUCCUCUUGGUUAAAGUGGAGAGUGGCGGAAGGCAGACAUUCAACAUAUCAGAGGUGCAGGAGCAACGAAUCCCAAUCCCACUUUCCAAGAUCAGCAUCACAAAUACAGCCGCUGAUGUGAUCGGAGCAUGCAGGGGGGCAAGUGUGAAAGGGAAAUUCAAGGAGUCGUACUUGCCUCCCGCAUUUUCGGUUAAACCCAACAUUGCAGCUGAGACCCCCAUUCCUCGCGAUAAGCUGAAUCCUCCUACACCAAGCAUCUAUUUGGAGAGCAAGAGGGAUGCCUUUUCUCCGGUUCUGCUUCAGUUCUGCACUGAUCCCAAAAACGCUGUUACGGUCAUCAGAGGCCUCGCUGGCUCCCUCCGCCUUAAUCUUGGUCUGUUCUCAACCAAAUCUCUGGUGGAGGCCAAUUCGGACCAUGCAGUGGAAGUGAGGACUCAGGUUCAGCAGCCUGCUGAUGAGAACUGGGAUCCAAGUGGUGCGACUCAGACGUGGCCCUGCGAGAGCAGCCGCUCACACACCACCAUUGCCAAAUAUGCCCAGUACCAGGCCUCCACCUUUCAGGAGAGCCUGGAGGAGGAGAAGGAGAGUGAGAAUGAGGAAGACGAGGAACAGACUCCAAACCAAUCGGCGUCCACAAAAGCCGCUCUGACAUUAUCCAACAGUAAAGGCAAUCAUACCUCAAAAGCCAGUUCUGCGUCCAUCUUGAGCAAAGCUCAGCCUCCUAAUGCCAACAGCUCUCUGAGCUCAGAGCAAAAACCUGUUGGAAAGAUCAUUAAAUUCGGGACCAACAUAGAUCUGUCUGAUCCUAAAAGGUGGAAGCCCCAGCUGCAGGAGCUGCUGAAGCUGCCAGCUUUCAUGCGAGUGGAAUCCAGCAACAACAUGCUGAGUCACGUCGGUCACACCAUCCUGGGCAUGAACACUGUCCAGCUUUACAUGAAGGUGCCAGGCAGCCGUACGCCAGGUCAUCAAGAGAACAACAAUUUCUGCUCAGUUAACAUCAACAUUGGGCCCGGUGACUGUGAGUGGUUCGCAGUCCAUGAACACUACUGGGAACUUAUUAAUAAUUUAUGUGAAAAGCAUGGAGUAGACUACCUUACAGGGUCCUGGUGGCCAGUUCUAGAGGAUCUCUACAGUUCCAACAUCCCUGUGUACCGCUUCAUCCAGAGGCCAGGCGACCUGGUGUGGAUUAAUGCAGGAACUGUGCACUGGGUCCAAGCUGUGGGCUGGUGCAACAACAUUGCCUGGAAUGUGGGACCGCUCAACUCAUACCAAUAUCAACUCGCCCUGGAGCGCUUUGAGUGGAACGAGGUGAAGAAGGUUAAGUCAAUCGUUCCCAUGAUCCACGUUUCCUGGAAUGUGGCUCGCACCAUUAAAAUCACAGAUCAGGAUACCUUCAAGAUGAUCAAACACUGCCUGUUGCAGUCCAUCAAGCACAUCCAGAUUCUGAGAGACCAGCUGGUGGCUGCAGGGAAGAAAAUCUGUUACCAGAGCCGCGUGAAAGACGAGCCAGCCUACUACUGCAACGAGUGUGAUGUGGAGGUGUUUAACUUGCUGUUUGUGACAAGUGAGAACAGUAGUAAGAAGACCUACGUGGUGCACUGUGAGGACUGUGCCAGAGCUAAGAACCCGUCGCUGACAGGAGUAGUGGUGCUGGAACAGUAUCGGAUAGAGGAGCUGAUGAAAAUCUAUGACAGUUUUGUGCUGACUCCAACUCCCUUCUCAAAGUGAGGACUCCUCCACAGUGUCUUUCAGCCAUAACCAAAACUCUAAUGGCAGCACAAAUGUUGCCUUCAAGGCAAUCUGUUCCUGCAAACACUGUCUCAAUCAGCCAAUCACGUUUACUCAGUAUUGUUUACAUCACACAGUAAGGUAUGGAUACUCAGCCAAUCCAACUAUAUAGCUCACCGUCUUCCCCAUACCAGCUGCUGAUUGGACAUGUGUUUUGAAAUAGAAUGACUAGACUGGUACUUUUCACGAGAAGCAUUUUAGAUAAGGACAGGAGACAAAAAACACAAUGUGAGCACUGCUAGCACUGAAAAUCAGGUGAUGUAUUUUCAACGGACACUGCUGUGAUUCAAAAGCGUCAAGUAGCCAGUUCUGUGUAUUGAUUCAGGUACUUUUAUGCAAAUUCAGUAGAACUUUUUUACACCAAUCUAGUUAUUCUAUAUGUCCAUGAAUUUGCUGUGAUUCUAAUGUACCAGCAGGGGAAACGCUUCAUAAGAGAAGUAGCUGAUUGUCACAUUUGGCAUCGUACUGGUUUCUGUUUCUGUUUAUUUGUUGUUGGGUUUUUUUGUUUUUUUCGUAUUCAGGUAAAAGCUCUGACAUUUGUAACUCCUGUCUGUAAACUCUCUGAGGUGCUAUUCCAAUCUUAUUUAUGCUCGUUAGAUGCUUAAAAAAAGUUUUACCAGCCUAGAAGUACACCACAUUGGCCUUGUGAACUUUAGAGGAGAGAUAAUUAGAAGAUUAAACACACACAAAGGUUUUAUGUAAGCAUUAAAAAGACAAAAACACAAAUUUUUAUCAGUGUCUCUAAAAUACGGGUUUAGCAGAGGACUAAAACGGUUUCGUUCUUAUUUGAAAAUUAAGUGUGUAGAAAGAAAAUCAAACUUUUUUUUUUAUUUGUUUUUGGCUUCUUCACAGGUCUAAAUGGUGUUAGGUGUGGUUCUAUGACACAUGGAGGAAAAAAGGCAUUGUGAUGUCUUUUUCUUUUCUCUUUUUUUUAUUAUUGGAAUGGGCAGACAGUCCCAGUUUUAUACCUCUUUUGUUUCAAUGUUCUUGUUUCUAGAUGACAGAGAAGAUAAAUAAUUGUAAAUUGUGAAUAAAUUUAUGGGAUACGCAGUGGUGUGCAUAGACGGGGUGCGAGAGAGCAGGGGUCGCCGUUCGGGUUUAUGUCAGUGAAGUGCUUGUGAAGUGAAACGUCUGGAGGGACACACAAUCAUGUUAUAAUGCAAAAACCAGUGAGGUCAGACUGCAGGCCACGUCAGUAUCGUCGGUCCUGAAGGGUCCAGCUCAGUGCGCUUCUGCUCAGAAGUUUGGGUUUGUUUCGGAACGUCUUUUGUUUCUGAAAUAAAAGCAUAUUUGGUUUUUAUCUAAUGCGGCAUAAUGCUGAUCAGACAUGUCACAUGCUACAAAACAAUUUCUGAUUAAUGGACAAAGUCGCCAUUGCUUCUAAGAGAACCAUCACUGUUCUGUGGUGUUACCUGUUACAGCUUUAUCGUGCUAAAAGGCUAUGUGGUUGUCAGAAGAGUGUUUUUGUAAAUUAAAUGAGUACAUGUGAAAAUGGUUUUUGAAAUAACGGUAGCAGUAAAUUUGGCUAGUUCAGUUGUAGCCAAAAAGAUAUUGACAAACUAGUUCUAAUCAGAAUGGAAAGAGAUGUUGGAGAGGCUGGUGCACAGCUGAGAAAGAGGAAAAGUCCAUCACUGACUAAAGACUGGUUUGAGAAACAGGUACCUCACAGGUCCUCACCUGGCAUCUUCAGUGAAUAGCAGCUACAUAACCAGGGCUGCAC